Xenopus laevis (African clawed frog) is the source of this 1233-nucleotide messenger RNA. RefSeq names its product retinal G protein coupled receptor L homeolog (gene rgr.L). Gene Ontology annotation, cellular component: membrane. The coding region runs from base 26 to 913 and encodes 295 amino acids. The transcript has 7 exons. Lineage: Eukaryota; Metazoa; Chordata; Amphibia; Anura; Pipidae. Gene Ontology annotation, molecular function: G protein-coupled receptor activity. The record is from RefSeq and is marked provisional. Gene Ontology annotation, biological process: phototransduction; visual perception; G protein-coupled receptor signaling pathway.
GGAGUGUGGAAACCUAGUUGCAAAUAUGGUUACCUCUUACCCUCUCCCGGAAGGAUUCACCGAGACGGAGGUGUUUGCUAUUGGCACCACUCUUCUGAUUGAAGCUCUGCUUGGUCUGCUUUUAAAUGGCUUGACGCUCCUUUCAUUCUACAAAAUCAGGGAGCUUAGGACCCCUAGCAACCUGUUCAUAAUAAGCCUUGCAGUGGCAGACACUGGACUGUGCCUGAAUGCAUUUGUGGCAGCCUUUUCCAGUUUCUUAAGAUAUUGGCCAUAUGGCUCUGAAGGAUGCCAGAUUCAUGGAUUUCAAGGAUUUGUGGCAGCUCUUUCUAGUAUUGGCUCUUGUGCAGCAAUAGCUUGGGAUCGUUACCACCAAUACUGCACACGUAGCAAGCUCCACUGGGGUACAGCAGUUUCAAUGGUAUUAUUUGUCUGGGGAUUUUCAGCAUUUUGGUCUGCAAUGCCUUUGUUUGGGUGGGGUGAAUAUGACUAUGAGCCUUUGAGAACCUGCUGCACUUUGGACUACAGUAAAGGAGACAGAAAUUUCACCUCAUUUCUAUUCACAAUGGCUUUCUUUGAGUUUCUCGUGCCCGUCUUCAUCCUACUGACCGCAUAUCAAUCAAUAUAUCAGAAAAUGAAGAAAAGUGGUCAGAUCAGGUUGAACACAAGCAUGCCAGUAAAAUCACUUGUUUUCUGUUGGGGUCCAUAUUGUCUGCUAUGCUUCUAUGCUGUCAUUCAGGAUGCAACCAUCCUCUCUCCAAAACUAAGGAUGAUGCCUGCUCUCUUGGCCAAAAUUUCACCUGCAGUGAAUGCCUAUGUAUACGGACUUGGCAAUGAGAACUACCGUGGAGGCAUUUGGUUGUACCUUACAGGACAGAAACUUGAAAAAGCCGAAACUGAUAGCAGGACUAAAUAAGGUUCUUAACUUAGGAACAAAAGCUAUAUAUGAUUAUCCCUGUACCCCUUACUCCAGUGUAGAAAGUAGAUAUUAUUUUGAUAUAUUUUGUUGCACAUAAACAAGGUGAAUGCACUGCAGACCCAAUAGUUUUAAGUCAGCCUUGUGUAAAUGUUAUUAUGCACUUGUUAUAUUAAUGUAUGCAGAGUUUCUUUUUAUUGGUUUUUUACUCAAUCCAAAUUUAUUUGAAUAUGGACUUGAGAUGAAAGCUGGUAUACUUGUGAUAUUAUUUUGAAACUGAAGUACAAAUAAAGUACAAAUAAAUAAAUGCUAAAACCAUA